Miscanthus lutarioriparius is the source of this 3447-nucleotide messenger RNA. NCBI's taxonomy places the organism in Eukaryota, Viridiplantae, Streptophyta, Magnoliopsida, Poales, Poaceae. The record is from the annotation of a GenBank genome assembly.
AUGGUGACUCCUCCCACUGUCGAGCAUGAGGACGAGGAGAUGCUCGUGCCCGCCCAGGAGGUGGCCGCUGCCGACACCGACGCAGCGCAGCCCAUGGAAGUGGUGGCACAGACUGAGGUGGUGAGCACGGCGGAGAGCCAUCCUGUGGAAGAUCCGCAGACAUCGCGGUUCACAUGGACAAUUGAGAACUUCACCAGGUUCAAUGGGAAGAAGCACUAUUCAGAGGUUUUUGUCGUUGGCGGAUUCAAAUGGCGUGUGCUGAUUUUCCCCAAGGGGAACAAUGUGGACCACUUCUCAAUGUACUUAGAUGUUGCUGACUCAGCCAACCUCCCGUACGGUUGGAGCCGCUAUGCUCAGUUUAGUCUUGCUGUUGUAAACCAGAUCCAGCCGAAGUAUACGAUACGCAAAGAUACCCAACAUCAAUUUAAUGCUCGUGAGAGUGAUUGGGGUUUCACAUCUUUUAUGCCUUUGAGUGAGCUGUAUGAUGCAAGUAGAGGUUACCUCGCGAAUGAUACUGUUGUUGUGGAGGCUGAGGUUGCUGUCCGCAGAAUGGUUGACUAUUGGACAUAUGACUCAAAAAAGGAAACUGGUUAUGUGGGUCUGAAAAACCAAGGAGCUACCUGUUAUAUGAACUCCCUUCUACAAACACUAUACCAUAUACCGUACUUCAGGAAGGCUGUGUAUCAUAUGCCAACCACUGAAAAUGACAUGCCAUCAGGAAGUAUUCCCUUGGCGCUGCAGAGCCUUUUCUACAAGCUCCAGUACAGUGACAGUAGUGUAGCUACAAAAGAGCUGACCAAAUCUUUUGGAUGGGACACAUAUGAUUCUUUCAUGCAACAUGAUGUACAAGAGCUCAACAGAGUUCUCUCUGAGAAACUUGAGGACAAAAUGAAGGGCACUGUCGUAGAAGGAACGAUUGAGCAAUUAUUUGAAGGUCACCACAUCAAUUACAUUGAGUGUAUAAAUGUUGAGUAUAAAUCUAACCGCAAGGAGUCCUUUUAUGAUCUUCAACUUGACGUCAAAGGUUGUCGUGACAUUUAUUCAUCAUUUGAUAAAUAUGUUGAAGUUGAGCGUCUAGAGGGUGAUAACAAGUAUCAUGCAGAGAAUCAUGGUCUACAGGAUGCGAAGAAGGGAGUUCUUUUCCUUGAUUUUCCCCCUGUUUUGCAACUCCAGCUGAAGCGCUUUGAGUAUGAUUAUAUGAGAGAUACCAUGGUUAAGAUUAAUGAUCGCUACGAGUUCCCUCUGCAACUUGAUCUGGAUAGAGAUGGUGGCAAAUACCUUGCUCCAGAUGCAGAUCGAAGUACAAGAAACCUUUACACUCUUCACAGUGUUCUUGUUCAUAGCGGUGGGGUACAUGGCGGUCACUACUAUGCAUUCAUACGACCAACUCUAUCUGAGCAAUGGUAUAAAUUUGAUGAUGAGCGUGUAACAAAAGAAGAUGCUAAGAAAGCUCUUGAAGAGCAAUAUGGGGGUGAGGAAGAGUUGCCCCAAAUAAACCCUGGUUUCAACAAUGCUCCAUUUAAAUUCACGAAGUAUUCAAACGCGUAUAUGCUUGUUUAUAUUCGUGAAAGUGACAAGGAGAAAAUUAUGUGUACUGUUGAUGAAAAAGACAUUGCUGAGCAUUUAAGGGUAAGGUUGAAAAAAGAACAAGAAGAGAAAGAACACAAAAAGAAAGAAAAAGCUGAAGCUCAUCUUUAUACCAUAAUUAAGGUAGCUCGAGAUGAGGAUUUGAAGGAACAAAUUGGAAAGGAUAUAUAUUUUGAUUUGGUGGACCAUGAAAAAGUCCGUAAUUUCCGUAUACAGAAACAAAUGCCUUUUAGUUCUUUCAAGGAGGAAGUUGCCAAGGAAUAUGGCAUCCCUGUGCAGUUUCAGCGCUUCUGGUUGUGGGCCAAGAGGCAAAACCAUACAUACCGCCCUAAUCAUCCAUUGACCCUUCAUGAGGAAACACAAUCUGUGGGGCAACUGAGGGAGGUAUCAAAUAAGGCACACAAUGCUGAGUUGAAGCUGUUUUUGGAAGUAGCACUUGGGCUGGAUUUGCGGCCGCUCCCUCCUCCUGAGAAGGGCAAGGAAGAUAUUCUUCUUUUCUUCAAACUCUACAACCCAGAAAAGGAAGAACUUUGUUUUAUGGGGAGGCUCUUCGUGAAGGCAUUGGGCAAACCUUCAGAAAUCCUGGCAAAACUAAACGAAAUGGCUGGAUUUUCCCCUGAUCAAGAAAUUGAGCUUUAUGAGGAAAUUAAGUUUGAGCCAAACGUGAUGUGCGAAAUUAUCGACAAGAAACUCACUUUUCGUUCUAGUCAGCUUGAAGAUGGGGACAUUCUCUGUUUCCAAAAAUCACCAGGAGCAGACUAUGAUGCACGAGUGCGAUAUCCAGAUGUUCCUUCAUUUUUGGAGUAUGUCCAUAAUAGGCAGGUUGUGCAUUUCCGGUCUUUGGAGAAACCAAAGGAUGAUGCUUUUUCUUUGGAAUUGUCAAAGCUUCAUACCUAUGAUGAUGUUGUUGAGAGAGUUGCUCGCCAACUUGAAUUGGACGAUCCAGCGAAAAUUCGGCUUACAUCCCACAAUUGCUACUCUCAGCAACCUAAACCACAACCUGUCAAAUAUCGAGGAGUGGAGCAUCUGUUGGACAUGCUCAUCCAUUACAAUCAGACGUCUGACAUCUUGUAUUAUGAAGUGUUGGAUAUACCACUGCCAGAAUUGCAGUUCCUGAAAACCCUAAAAGUCGCAUUCCACCAUCCUAUGAAGGAUGAGGUUGUUAUUCAUAGUAUCAGGCUUCCAAAAAAUAGCACCAUUGCUGAUGUAAUAAAUGACCUGAAAACUAAGGUUGAACUGUCCAGUCCAAAUGCUGAACUACGUGUGCUAGAAGUUUUUUACCACAAGAUCUAUAAGAUCUUUCCACUACAAGAGAAGAUAGAGAAUAUAAACGAUCAAUAUUGGACACUACGUGCUGAGGAGAUUCCAGAAGAGGAGAAAAACAUAGGUCCAAAUGAUCGGCUAAUUCAUGUUUAUCACUUCACGAAAGAUAUUAAUCAGACUCAGCAAAUUCAGAACUUUGGAGACCCGUUCUUUCUGCUCAUUCAUGAAGGUGAGACUUUAGCAGAAGUCAAGAAGCGCAUACAGAGUAAACUUCAAGUCUCUGCCGAUGAAUUUUCCAAGUGGAAAUUUGCAUUUAUAUCGAUGAAUCGGCCAGACUACCUCCAGGAUUCAGAUGUUAUAUCUACUCGCUUUCAGAGGAGGGAGGUCUAUGGAGCUUGGGAGCAAUAUCUUGGGAUGGAGCACACUGAUACUGCACCAAAAAGGGCUUAUACAGUGAAUCAGGUUCUGUUAUUUAACCCUAAAUUUCUUCCGGUGAUUUCAACUACCUGCAGAACCGUCACUCGUACGAAAAGCCGGUCAAAAUUUACAAUUGAAAUUUCUAACUGGUCUGGCAUCAUGGUGAAGUACUCCAUAUGA